CAAACAGUUCAAUUGUUUUGUGUUCUUACAAGAGAAAACAUUUCCAAAAACGCUCCCGUUAAUAGAAAAAUAAAUAAAACUUUUGACUUAAAUUAAAGAAAAAUCGUAAAAAAACAUGGCUUACCAAUUACAUAUUGCAUUAAUAGUAUUCUUGGCUUUUGUGUCGCAUCUAGUGUUUUCUUUAGAUUUAACUAAAACGGAAAUUAAAAUUGUAACCGAUGCUGAUCGUUAUACAACCUUAAAUCCAAAUGCCACCUAUAGGCCAUUUAAAAAAGUCUAUCAUUCGAAAGGAAAUAUUAUCUUUUCUGCCGGUGAACGUAUCGAUGGUGAUCGUUUGAUUAUGAGCUUUAUAGAUGAAAGCCAAUUUGCUCGUCUUGUCGAUGUUGAGGUGUCUCUGUGGUAUCCUAAUCCUGGUUAUGAAGGUAAAAUCCUUAGCUUUGUUGAAUUCGUUACCGAUUUGUCAACCACCGAGGCUGAUGUCUUCUUUGUAAAUGAUGGCGGUAUUGGCAGUACAUUUGCUGAAAUUUUAAUGACUGCCAAUCGUACCACUAACUUUGGUUAUCAAAUCUUUAUGUAUGGUUAUUAAAUUCACUUUAAAUGGAUGACAAAACAAAACAAGUUAUUGAAAAAAACUAAAUGAAUAUAAAAACAAAAAAAAAAAAAAAAACUAAUUCUGUGAUUAAAUGUUGUUGAGUCCUUUAUAUAAAAAAACAAAUUAACAUACAAACUUAA
Messenger RNA from Lucilia cuprina (Australian sheep blowfly), 732 nucleotides. RefSeq lists its product as uncharacterized. Lineage: Eukaryota; Metazoa; Arthropoda; Insecta; Diptera; Calliphoridae. The record is from RefSeq and is a predicted model, not a curated record. The transcript is spliced from 2 exons. The coding region runs from base 116 to 586 and encodes 156 amino acids.